Molecule: messenger RNA, 2034 nt
Organism: Thermothelomyces thermophilus ATCC 42464
Lineage: Eukaryota; Fungi; Ascomycota; Sordariomycetes; Sordariales; Chaetomiaceae
Exons: 4
Coding region: 533-1966 (477 amino acids)
Source: RefSeq, a predicted model, not a curated record
UCCGAGCUGACAAGCCAUCCCGGGAUUGCCUGCCGUGCAACAGCAGCCCUGCACGAAUAACUAACUAAUCCGUACUGGUCUCAAAGUUUCAGCCUCUGCACACCAGCCGCCACCGCGUUUUCAAAACAGUUUCGGUGAUCCUUUUCUCAUGCGCAUGCCAUCGGGCCUGAAGUUCUCGCUUCAGUCCGCCCACUUUGCUCCUUCGACCCCUCUCUUAAGCAGGCGUUCAGGUUUCAAUCUAGCUCGGGUCUGUGGCGAUCCUGUUCUGGCCUCCGCCCGGGCGUUUCAUUCACGCGCUUCACUCUUCACGCUAAGGCUCUCACCCGGCAGUAGAACUCGCAGGCAUCUGGAUCGCCAGCGGAUCGAUUGUUCUGCAAGAGCACAACACCCUCGCAGCGGAUAUCUCAAGGCCUCCUCGUCGGGACUUUACCUUAUUGUCGCUGCAGCAGUAGCACUAUCUGCCUAUUAUUCCUUAUACCCACGCAACGCUGUGCCUGAGCGCCCUCGGGUACAAUCUGGACUCGUCCAAGACAUGACGGCAGACGUAGCUCCCGGUCGCCCCGGCAACCUGACUCCUGAGCAGGAGGAGAAGCUCCGGCGGUUAUGGCAGCUCAUCUUGCAAGUAUGUGCUGUCGGCCAGGAAAACGACGAGAACAACUCGACUGCCGCGAACGAGAAGGCCCAGGAUGAGGAUGGCAAGAAGGAGAAGAAAGGCCGCAUGUCGUUCUUCUCCCGGAAGAGCAAGAAGGACUCGGGGGCAGACUCGACACCCGGGACUCCGGCAAACGCACCCGUCCUUAACCUGGGGAAAGACGGCGAGGCGGAUAAGUACGGCCAAACCAAGGCUUUCUACGAGACUCUCGCCAGCCAGUCGCCGCAGUCGAUACGCAACACCAUCUGGAGCAUGGUGAAGCAUGAUCACCCGGACGCGCUUGUCCUUCGCUUUCUCAGGGCGCGCAAGUGGGACGUCGAGAGGGCGCUCAUCAUGUUCGUCUCCACCAUGCGCUGGCGGGCGCAGGAAAUGAAGGUUGACGACGACAUCAUGCGCAACGGCGAGGCUGCUGCGCUGGCUACCGCCGAGACAUCCAGCGAUCCGGCCGAGAAAAAGCUUGCGCACGACUUCAUGGCCCAGAUCAGGAAGGGCAUCAGCUAUGUGCAUGGCCAGGACAAGCAGGGCAGGCCGCUCUGUUUCGUCAAUGUCAGGCUCCACAGACAAGGCGAGGAGGCCGAGGAGGCCCUGGAAAGGUACACGGUGUAUCUUAUCGAGACAUGCCGCAUGCUGCUGCAGCCCCCGGUUGACACUGCUACAAUUGUAUUCAACAUGACCGACUUCUCCAUGGCCAAUAUGGACUAUGCUCCGGUCAAGUUCAUGAUCAAGUGCUUCGAAGCCAACUACCCAGAGUGCCUGGGCGCGGUCCUCGUCCACAAGGCUCCUUGGAUCUUUCAAGGAAUCUGGAAAGUCAUCCGCAGCUGGCUCGACCCCGUCGUCGCCAACAAGGUGCACUUCACCAACAGCGCCAAGGAGAUGGAAGAGUUCAUCCCAAUUAAGCACAUUCCCAAGGACCUCGAGGGUGAGGAGGAUUGGACGUACCAGUACGUCGAGCCUACCGAGGGCGAGAACGCCAAGCUCGCCGACAGCGAGACGCGCGACCGGCUGCUGGCGGCGCGCGAGAAGCUGUACAGGGAGUACGAGGAGGCCACGCUCGAGUGGAUCCGCAGCGGCGAGAGCGGCGACGGCAACGCGGCCGAGAUCAAGGCGAGGCGCAACGCGAUUGCCGAGAAGCUCCGCGUGGAUUACUGGAACGUCGAUCCCUACUUGCGCGCGAGGUCGUACUACGACCGAACCGGCGUUCUGUUGCCGGGCGGAAAGCUAAAUUGGUAUCCUGAUGCGAAAGCUGACGAGGUAAAGGAUGCUGCCGCCGCUCCGGCGCCUGCCGUCGAGACGACGAGCGACGAUGUUGAUUAGAUAUGAUUUUAGAGAGAUGUAAAUCUAGUACAUAUAGAUGCCCAUCAAGCCGAGUCCGGGCUUGGGGA